AUGUUUGAUAUAUUUGUAUUUGUAGAGGCCUUGAAUACCAUGUUCGCGAUCCAGGCCAUUUGUGCCUCUUCGGAAGCAGCGCGAGGGGUUGACCUUGGGAUGUGUUCCGAUGACUUGUUGAAGUGUCCGUGCGGUCCACAGUCUAGCGCGAGGAUGUUCAAAGUGGACAUACCAAUCAGAAGGUGCUCCUAUUUUCACCAGUACAAGAUGUUUUGUAAGCCAUGUACGAAAUACAAUAGAUCGGAAGUGUGUGGUCGUUUGCGACAUUGUGACACGUGCACCGGAAACCAGGAAGGAGGAUGUCUUACGUGUCCACGUAACAGAUAUGGCCGAUUUUGUGAAACUGAGUGUGGUUGUCUGAAUGGAGGAACGUGUGAUCAAGACGGAUCUUGUGUUUGUUUGCCUCAUUACAACGGUAUCCGGUGUGAACAUGGGAACGAGUGCAGCUGUUUACACGGGGGAAGUUGUCUUCCAGACCACACUUGUGCGUGUUUACCACAGUACGAAGGACCACGAUGUGAAAGACAAAAACGAGCGUUUUGUGGAUCCCCCAUCCUGUCUGUUCAUGUUCGAGUCCAGGCCGAGGAUUUCAUGGAGGGGAGUAUCGCCACGUUCUCUUGUCCUUCUUCUUAUGUACAGAUUGGUCAUACGAGUGCCACGUGUCUACCGUCCGGACGAUGGUCAGCCUCAUCACCUGUUUGUGAAUUCCAGUGUACAGUACCGGAACCCAGGACUCACCAGGCAGUGGAAGUGAUUCCAACCCUUAUCCACACACAAGGGACCAGGACAGUAAAACUCGUGAGAGAAGUACAACUCUCCUGUCGGGACGGAUAUGCUAUCGACGGAAUUGCAAACCUCCGAUGUCUUCCGAACGGACUAUGGAACGCAGAAGUACCGAACUGUGUUCGCACGUGCAAUGCACCGCGCCAAAUACAGUAUGGAAGUUUCCGGGGAGAUAAUUUCCUAGAGGGCGCCAGUGUUGUGUACCAGUGUGACGAGGGAUACCGUAUGAUCGGCGCUGCGGCAGUAAUGUGUUUGGACGGGAAAUGGAUGGUUGAAGUUCCACGAUGUGAGAGACGGGUCGAGUGUUCGCCACCCCGUACGAUCGCCCAUGGUGUGAUUCUAAGCAAUGAAACGAUUCACUCUGUGGGCACUUCUGUCCAGUAUGUUUGUCAGGAAGGAUUCCGAUUGGAGGGAGCAAAUGCUACUCGCACGUGCUUGGAAGCCGGGCAUUGGUCCAGUGAAGAGCCGUGGUGCGAAAGGGACACGCUGUUUACUGGACACACGUGCUCCACGCCAGAAGUCCCGGACCAUGGUUCUAUCAAAAACCUGCACUACGUCCAGGCAUUUACGGAAGAAGUUCGGUUGCUGUUUGGAUGUGAUGAAGGGUACAUUUUGGUAGGAAACCGUGAAAGAAUUUGCAAAGAAAACGGUACCUGGAGCGGAUCUUUACCUCAAUGUGUACAGGUGAUCACAUGCGACGACCCAGGAAUCCCUAGUAAUGCUCUUAGACAGGUGGCGGUACCGGAAAUGAGAAACAGUCGCAGAUCACGCCUGCCUGGUAUUCUAAGAUCGGGUUUUGAUACCCCGGGUAAUAACCGGAACACAGACUUUACACUACCGGAAGGAAAGUUUCGAGUGUAUACAAAGCUCAUUUACCAAUGUGAAUCUCACUUUUACCGCCAUGCGGGGUCCCGCCGUAGGAGAUGCAGGAGAAACGGCACGUGGUCUGGGCGUCAGCCAGCAUGUGUACCAAUCUGUGGAAAGUCGGCCACUGCCCGCCUACCACUAGUGUACAAUGGCACCGUUUCCAGUAUCGGACAGUGGCCAUGGCAGGCCGCCAUGUCCCGCCACCUCCAGGACAACUACUGGUACAUCACGUGCGGAGGUUCCCUCGUGUCAGAGAGUCUAGUUGUGACGGCGGCUCACUGCGUGACGCACUAUCUAACGGACAUCCCAAUUUCUGUUGAUGAUAUCGCCAUCUACCUUGGCAAGCAAUAUCGGUCCGAUGUUCUUAACAGCACGUUUGUCCAGAAAAGAAAGGUAACGUCUAUAGAAAUACAUCCACACUACAACCCUGGUACAUAUGACCUUGACAUUGCAGUCUUGUUACUUGAUAAUCCAGUGACCUUGACCCAUUACGUCAGACCGGUGUGUCUGCCAAACCGAUUCGCCAGUGAGAGUCAUCUGCGUCCAGGCACGGAGGGCGUGGUCACUGGAUGGGGAGUUACAGAGAAUUCAAGAAACUCAGAAGAGCUCCGCAUGACUAAAGUACAAACGACCACAAACACCGAUUGUAUGGACAAAUACGCACAAGUCGGUUAUCCUCAGACUAUCACAGAGAAUAUGUUCUGUGCUGGACAGGAAGAUGGAAGUAGUGAUGCGUGUGAGGGAGAUUCUGGGGGACCUCUUGUGUUUCCUGAUACAGGUGCUGACCGGAAAUGGUAUCUUGAGGGAGUUGUGAGCUGGGGCAGUCCCCUAGGUUGUGGUAUAGAGCUACAGUACGGAGUUUACACAAGGGUUCGAAACUGUCUAGACUGGCUUUCAAACUUCCUAUGAUAUCUAUAUCACUGUGAUGAAUAA
This is a messenger RNA of Ylistrum balloti, 2583 nucleotides long. Its product is annotated as limulus clotting factor C-like. Gene Ontology annotation, molecular function: serine-type endopeptidase activity. The transcript has 18 exons. Lineage: Eukaryota; Metazoa; Mollusca; Bivalvia; Pectinida; Pectinidae. The coding region runs from base 1 to 2559 and encodes 852 amino acids. Gene Ontology annotation, biological process: proteolysis. The record is from RefSeq and is a predicted model, not a curated record.